Messenger RNA from Trypanosoma theileri, 2391 nucleotides. RefSeq names its product EF-hand domain-containing family member C2. The transcript has a single exon. Gene Ontology annotation, molecular function: calcium ion binding. NCBI's taxonomy places the organism in Eukaryota, Euglenozoa, Kinetoplastea, Trypanosomatida, Trypanosomatidae. Bases 1 to 2391 code for a protein of 796 amino acids. The record is from RefSeq and is a predicted model, not a curated record.
AUGACGUCUCCGAAGCGACAGACUGGUGGACACGAUGUCCCGAUAGAGUAUAUUCGCACGCUUGACGCGAAACUGUUACCUCCACGUGUGGGACAUAAUUGGUUUGAUCCAGCUUUCCGCAAGGUGCAGGAUAAACCACAGCAGCUGGAGGCGGAAUUCCGAGGGAAGCGGGCGUUUACGUCCAAAGGAGUAUACGACCAUACACCACCAGAAGGCCUUGGUAAGACGGCACAUCAGCUUUUGCACGCCUUAUCAACAAGAAGGGCAGACACUAAAGAAGACCAGCGUGCAAACUACACAACACUUUCUGACAAGGUACUUCGCUUUUAUGCUUUCUUUACAGAGAAAGCACCAGAGGGCUGUCGUGAGGAAUAUUGGCACCGCCAAGUCAUUAUCUUCUUUUUCCCAGAGGAUGAUACUGUGCUAAUACAAGAGCCAUGUAUUCCAAACAGUGGACUCCGCGGAGGAACGUACCUUAAGCGGCAGCUGGUACGUACUGAUGCGCGACAGCGUGAACUAUUUCCUAAUGAGGAGUUUCUUUCCAUCAAUCACUUCAACGUAGGACAAUCUGUGCGGAUUAAUGCUGUUGAAUUUUUUCUUUACGACUGUGACCUAUUUACACGGGAGUUUCUCACUGCACUUGGUGUGCAUGUUGGUGAUCCUGUGCCGUGUCCAGAUUCUUCAUUUAUCUCUGAAUGGCAGAAGUUGCAAGAGCGGAUGGUUUCUGGAAAAUAUGGUAUUCUUUCACAAGAUUAUCAUGGUGACGAAGCAGUUCGUGCGGCACGUUUUGUGCAAGACAGUGGAAAGGUUCUUCGUUUUUAUGCCCUUCUUGAUGAACGAGAUAAGGUGGUGGGAGGCAUUGUGCGAAAACUAGAAGUACUCUACUUUGUGGAGGAUGACUCCAUCGCGGUGGUAGAGCGUCCCACAUCUAAUGAAUCUACUCCAUCACUCUUUCUCUCACGGGUGUGGCUACCUAAAGAUGGUGACAGCUCAAAGGCCAAUGAGCUAACGUUCGCACAUCGUGUGAACGGUAUGCGAGAACCAUACAUUGGGCCUGAUGGACACUAUACUGCACGAGAUCUUGGGGUUGGUGUGACUAUCAACAUAUAUGGUCGGCAGGUUUUUUUGUACGAUUGUGACCCCUACACAAGGUCGUACUACGCAGAGACUCUUGGAAUAAAACUGAAUGACGCUGUUGAAUGUCUUGCUGAAUACGGACUCAAGCCAGAGUCACAUGUUAUCGCAUUUCGGGCCAGUGCUACACCUGCCUCUACUACUGCAAAGACAGUGGGACAAACUGCGACUGUAACUUCUACCCUUACUACUGUUGAUAAUGGCGUUUCCACUUCAGAUAAGCGACCAACAGUAAAAACAAAAGAUGUACUUCGUUUCCUCCUUCGUUUGGCUAAACCUUCUUCUAUUGCUGAACGUUUGCGACGCUUUACCCUAACGUACUACACUGAUACAGAUGAUGCCAUGGUGUACGAAUCCCCUGUCAGAAAUUCUGGUUAUUUGGGUGGCUGUUUCUGUCGUCGACAACGCAUACCGAAGCCUUCAGGAGGCUCUGAUGUAUACUAUACCCUGGCUGACAUUGAAGUUGGUGGUUUUAUUGUGGUAAACGGACAUAAGUUUGAGAUUGUGAACAUGGAUGAGCAUACGGCAAAUUAUCUGGCAGGAAAGAAUGAACCUGUGAUGAAUAAGGAAAAUCUCCAGUUAUUAAUUGCGGCAUUCCACCUCUUUCUGGGUACACGUUUUCACUCGUUCAAAGAUGCUUUCCUUGGCUUUGAUAGAGAUAAAGAUGGUGUUAUAAGCGUUACUGAGUUCAUUGAUUACCUUCAGGAGUUACAGAUUACAGAGAGAAGAGUGGAUGGACAGGCACUGUUUGACGAUAUAGCGUCGUGCCCAGAGACAGGUUACUUGACAAUGGACGAUCUUGUGAAGUGGAUGUCACACAUGACGGAUAAGAAAAAUAAGCAAGAACGUGAAUGUAUUGACGUUGAAGAACGGGCAGUGUUCAGGAAAGCAUUGGGUCAGCUAUGUGAACGACUCGAAGCGCGAUGUCUAAACAGUGUACAAAUGUUCCGUCUCGCCUCAACAAUGCCACGUGCUUACACACAGGGACGGACGGAUAUUCAUUCUCUCUCAAAUCCACAUCGAGAUGCCUUUGUAACGCCUGUUCAGCUACGUCGCUGUAUUGAGGAAGUACUAGGUGGCAAUCCUGCACCACGUGAGAUGGACGUACUACUGGAGUUCUUUUUUCCCGAACUUCCAAAGGAGGAGUACCGCACCAUACGGGAUGUCGACCUAUCCUAUGCACUUGAUCUCAAGGCGUUUCAGAAGAAGUACAAUGAGAUGAUUGAGCUGCGUAUGCUACCCGAGCGGCGGCAAUAG